Molecule: messenger RNA, 915 nt
Organism: Heteronotia binoei (common prickly gecko)
Lineage: Eukaryota; Metazoa; Chordata; Lepidosauria; Squamata; Gekkonidae
Product: zinc finger protein 436-like
Exons: 1
Source: RefSeq, a predicted model, not a curated record
GAGUGUGGAAAGAGAUUCAGUUGUAGUGGCAGUCUUCAAUGUCAUCAGCGAACCCACACAAGGGAGAAACCUUUUGAAUGCUCAGAGUGUGGAAAGAGAUUCAGUUGGAGUGGCCAUCUUCAAAGUCAUCAGAGAACCCAUACAGGGGAAAAAACCUUUGAGUGCUCAGAGUGUGGAAAGAAAUUCAGUACAAGUGGCAGUCUUCAACGUCAUCAGAGAACCCACACAGGGGAGAAACCUUUUGAAUGCUCAAAGUUUGGAAAGAGAUUCAGUCGGAGUGGCUAUCUUCAAUAUCAUCAGAGAACCCACACAGGGGAGAAACCUUUUGAAUGCUCAGAGUGUGGAAAGAGAUUCAGUCGGAGUGGCUAUCUUCAGCAUCAUCAGAGAACCCACACAGGGGAGAAACCUUUUGAAUGCUCAGAGUGUGGGAAGAGAUUCAGUCGAAGUGGCUAUCUUCAAUAUCAUCAGAGAACCCACACAGGGGAGAAACCUUUUGAAUGCUCAGAGUGUGGAAAGAGAUUCAGUGAGAGUAACACUCUUCAACAGCACCAAAGAACCCACACAGCGGAGAAACCUUUUGAAUGCUCAGAGUGUGGAAAGAGAUUCAGUCGGAGUAGCACUCUUCAACAGCACCAAAGAACCCACACAGGAGAGAAACCGUUUGCAUGCUCAGAGUGUGGAAAGAGAUUCAGUUGGAAUUGCAAUCUUCAAGAUCAUCAGAGAACCCACACAGGGGAGAAACCUUUUGAAUGCUCAGAGUGUGGAAAGAAAUUCAGUCAGAGGGGCAAUCUUCAACGUCAUCAGAGAACCCACACAGGGGAGAAACCUUUUGAGUGCUCAGAGUGUGGAAAGAGAUACAGUGAGAGGAGGAAUCUUCAGCAGCAUCAGAGAACACACAGGGGGGAGAAUCUUUAG